AUGUCAUACUAUUUUACGAUCUUGUCAUCAGCAGACGUACCGCUCUUCAGCCAGGCAUUUGGGACCUCAAAAGGGGGCGCAGAUGGCAUUGCUCGAUUCCGAUAUGCUGAUAACGAGAGAUACAUGAACCAGUUCAUUAUACAUGCAAGUCUGGAUAUCGUUGAAGAAGUCCAAUGGACUAACGGCGCCAUGUACCUCAAACAUAUCGAUACCUACCCACCAGCCUCAGCAUAUAUCUCCGCUUUUCUCACAGGAACAGGGGUGCGGUUUCUUCUACUACAUCAACCUCCACCGUCGACCUCUCAGCCUGCCACGGGAGGAUCCGGCAGUAGUGGUGGUGGUGGCUUGUCCGCUUCCGGUUUCCUCUCAGGGGCUUCAGGCUCAUCCCGAAGUUCGUCUUCGUCGAUAGCGCAUAAUCCUACCUCUCCGCAGACAGAAGAUGCGAUCCGGCAGUUUAUGAAUGAAGUCUAUGAAAAUUGGGUGAAAGCAGCUAUGAGCCCCUUUUAUCGUCGUGGCAUGGAGAUUACGAGCCCAGUGUUCCGUGCGAGAGUUAUGGCUGCGGGAAAGAAGUGGUUGUAA
Nannizzia gypsea CBS 118893 is the source of this 579-nucleotide messenger RNA. Its product is annotated as MIP-2A. NCBI's taxonomy places the organism in Eukaryota, Fungi, Ascomycota, Eurotiomycetes, Onygenales, Arthrodermataceae. The record is from RefSeq and is a predicted model, not a curated record. Gene Ontology annotation, biological process: endoplasmic reticulum to Golgi vesicle-mediated transport. The coding region runs from base 1 to 579 and encodes 192 amino acids. The transcript is spliced from 2 exons. Gene Ontology annotation, cellular component: TRAPP complex; cytoplasm; nucleus.